Messenger RNA from Talaromyces stipitatus ATCC 10500, 1300 nucleotides. RefSeq names its product ubiquitin-40S ribosomal protein S31 fusion protein. Bases 56 to 520 code for a protein of 154 amino acids. The transcript is spliced from 4 exons. Gene Ontology annotation, cellular component: ribosome; cytoplasm; nucleus. Gene Ontology annotation, molecular function: structural constituent of ribosome; ubiquitin protein ligase binding; protein tag activity. The record is from RefSeq and is a predicted model, not a curated record. Gene Ontology annotation, biological process: translation; modification-dependent protein catabolic process; protein ubiquitination. Lineage: Eukaryota; Fungi; Ascomycota; Eurotiomycetes; Eurotiales; Trichocomaceae.
AUUAACGAUCCGCACUGAAGGUUGAGGAAGACAACUUGUCGAGGCCUUCAUCAAGAUGCAGAUCUUCGUCAAGACCCUUACGGGUAAGACUAUCACCCUUGAGGUGGAGUCUUCCGAUACCAUUGACAAUGUCAAGUCCAAGAUCCAGGACAAGGAGGGUAUCCCCCCUGACCAGCAACGUCUGAUUUUCGCCGGAAAGCAGCUCGAAGACGGCCGCACCCUUUCCGACUACAACAUCCAGAAGGAGUCGACCCUUCACUUGGUCCUCCGUCUCCGUGGUGGUGGUAAGAAGCGCAAGAAGAAGGUCUACACCACCCCCAAGAAGAUCAAGCACAAGCGCAAGAAGACCAAGCUCGCUGUGCUCAAGUACUACAAAGUUGAUGGCGAUGGAAAGAUUGAGCGUCUCCGCCGUGAAUGCCCUACCCCUGAGUGUGGUGCCGGUGUCUUCAUGGCUGCCAUGCACAACCGUCAGUACUGCGGAAAGUGCCACCUUACCUAUAUCUUCGAUGAGUCCAAAUAAGCGUUUCGACACGAAUUCGAUGUGAAGGAAUGACGAAAUAUAUCAUGUGGCCUUGUUGCUUAGAUGAGAUAUUAGUAGAAAAGGAAUCGGUUCAUUCUGCCAAGAUUUUACUUGUAGUUCAUUGUAGGAUUUCGUCUGCACUACAUACACAAUCAUAUAUCCAUACGUGACUUGCUCAAAAAGUCACAAGUCUCAACUCUCAAGCGCCCUGCAUGCCUGUUCGUAUAUUAUCAAACUUGCUUUCCGGGAAAUCGAGGUUAUUGGGCGACUGAUCCAGGGCGCCUACACCUCCGACAGUUUCCACAAAGGUACCGAUCAAGGAACCAUCCGCCUUUGAAGCGGCGCUCCCUCCUUUGUCACCGCUGCUUUCCCACCACAUACCUCCACCCAGUCCAUUGUUACGGAUGAAAUUGGCCUUUAUCUCCGCGACUUGGACAUUGUCAUAACUCACCAUUGUGCUACCGUCGUAGCACCAAGAUGCCCCGACUUCCGGAUCGACGUAAUCCGUACCACCCGGACGGGGGAGAGCUUUGUAGUCCCAUACGCCUUGCUCCCAGCUACCUUCGCCUACACCGUUGUAUGAUGUGCCUGGUCCUUGAGUAUUCUGGAACGCACGCCCAUAAAGUGGCAUUCCCAGUACCAUCUUUGAGGGGGGUACACCGGCGGCUUUGAUGUAGUAAUCAAGGGCACCGACGGUGGAGAAUGGAGUGGCUGAAGCGUACUGGUUUGACGGGAAAAGAUUGGCCUGAUGGCCGGCGACUUGAUCCCAUGAACCUGCUU